CUCUAGUCCAGACGGUGGCAGCAGAGAGCGCUACAGACUACAGUCCGUCCAGCACCACAGAAGAAGUCAGGCAGCUGCUUGAUGCUGAUGGAAGCGCGCGCGCUCCGGGGAAAAGUAGCCCAAACUUAGAUCUAUCUGUCGGGAACAAAGCUCCGGCAGGAUCCGGGCGGCAGCGGGACGUGGACUCGGUCUACAUGGCUGCUCCGACCAUGCCGCAGCCCAGCUUCCUGCUGGCGAACCUCAAAGCGGACUCCACCACCAAACCUCUCCUCCAGCGGUGCCAGGACCUGGUGAAGAUCAUCGACGAGUAUCCCGCCAAGGAGCUGCACCUGAUCUUCCCCUGGCUGGUGGAAAGCGUGUUCGGCAGUCUGGACGGGGUCAUCAUGGGUUGGAGCUUACGCCUUCUUCACUCGCGAUGCAGCGAGUACAACAUCGUCUUAGAGUUCCUGAACCCCAGUGGCCCAAUGAUGAAGCUGGUGUAUAAACUUCAAGCAGAAGAAUACAAAUAUGAAGUUCCUGUCAACUAUCUGCCAGGUCCUGUGAGAGCCUGCAUUCAGGAGGGGGUCCUCCCAGACUGCCCGCUGUUCCACAACAAUCUACAGUUUCCUCCGUCUGGCGUCCUGACCCCCAACAUCGCCCUGAAUCCCUUUGAGUUCUUCGUGUUUAACUUUGCAUACUGCCUCAUCACGCCAAAGAAUUUUCCUCAAGGCCAUCAGGGAAGUUGCACGGACAGCGCCUACUUCGUGUUGGUGGACAUGUACCUGAAGUAUUUCCUCCCCAGUGAGGGAAGCGUGCCUCCGUCUGACUCCAGAGGCUCCGUCACCGCUCCCUCUCCACGACCCUCCAGCGUGUCCUUUGCCGGUUACGGCGUUCACAGCCCCAGUCUGCUGAAGCAUCACAUCUUCCAUCAGCCCUCGGUCAAUGCAGACCCUGCAGCCCAGGAGAUCUGGAGGUCAGAGACUCUGCUGCAGAUGUUCGUGGAGGUCUGGCUCCACCAUUACUCUCUGGAGAUGUACCAGAAGCUGCAGUCUCCACAGGUAAAGCUGGCGCUGCUGCAGUACCGCCUCAGUUUGUCCAGCAUGCCGAGCCAACCCCACGCCCCACCAGGCUCUGGGACCCUCCACACCUACCAAGAGCCCUUCAGCCCGUCAGAGGAGCUGGUUCUGGUGGUGCGUCUGCUGGUCAAGCAUCUGCACGCUUUCUCCAACAGCCUGAAGCCCGAGCAGGCGUCGUCCUCGCCCUCGGCCCACUCCCACGCUCACACCAGCCCGCUGGAGGAGUUCAAGAGGGUGGUGGUGCAGCGGUUCGUGCAGCAGAAGCUCUACCUGUUCCUGCAGCACUGCUUCGGUCACUGGCCUCUGGACGCCUCCUUCAGAGCGGUGUUGGAAACCUGGCUCAGCUUCAUCCAGCCGUGGAGAUACACUGGGGAGAAGAGCAACCCUCAGCCCGACCAGAACCGAACCAUUCCUGACAAAUGGGAGCCGUUUGUCCAGGAGAACCUCCUCAUGUACACCAGGCUCUUCCAGGGCUUCCUGAACAGAGCCGUCAGGAUGGACCUGGUCAACGCCAAAAACGCUCUGAUGGUGUUCAGAGUGGCCAAAGUGUUCUCGCAGCCCAACCUGUCGGAGAUGAUCCAGAGAGUGGAGCAGCUGUUUCUGGAGCCCGAGCACGUCCUCCACCACCGGCAGCCUCGCGGCUACUUGACGCCCAGCCAUGGAGGGAGCUUCCUGUCGUCACGGCAACGGGUGGUGACGGACAUGGUGUUCAAAGUGAAGAGCCACGUCUACGCGCUGGAAGGACAGGACUGUCAGUACACGCAGAUGUUCGGCACCGAGCUCAAAGCAGCCGUCAUGAAGCUGAUCCAGAUCAUCGCUCAAGCUCGACAGACGGCCAAGAGGAUAUCGGACCAGUCCAGUGAGAUGGCGGCCAGCGGCUCCUUCCUGUCCUGGUUCGGGUUCGGCUCCUUGGAUCCUGGCAGCCCGUUUGGAGGUGCGGAGGCCGAGGACAGCGGUGAAUGUCUGAGGAAAACCCACGAGUUCCUGGACAGAGCCCUGGAGAACCUCUGUCAGAUCUUCAAGCUGAACCAGAACCAGCUGACCCAGCUGAUGAGCUCCGUCAGCUCGUCCCAGGAUGAAGCUCAGAGCAGACAGCUGCCCGACUGCGUCCAGGAGGCGGGGGGGCUCGUCCUCACGGAGCUGGGCCGACAGCAGAUGAUGAACGGACUGCGCAGGUUUGACGUCCAGUACCAGGGAGACCCGGAGCUGCAGCCCAUCCGGAGCUAUGAGAACGCCCUGCUGGUCAGGCUGCUCUACAGACUCUCUGCUCUGCUCAACCAGAGGCUCAGCGGCUCUAUGAGCGCGUUGUGCUCCCGCCCCGACUUCCUGGGUCGCCUCGGCCGUCAUUACCUGACGGACCCGGACGCCGCCGGCCGGCUGAGGCAGAGCCCGAUGAGCCUGCGGGCGCUGGAGCGGCGCCGCCAGCCCAGGCUGAGCCUGCGGCCGCUGGCCUCUUACCGGACGCUGCUGCUGCUGCUGGCCGUCUACAUGCUGGGGGCUCUGCUGUCGCUGGGCCCCCUGUCCACCACGGCGCUGCUCCUCGCUGGGGGGUUCCUGUUCGGGGUGCUGAUGACGCUGUGUGGAGACAAACUCAAAACACACUGAACCCUGUUCUGGUCUGUGAAACGGAAACAGCUGCUUGUUGUUCAGCACAUUUGGAUUUUGGAGUCGAUCUUAGCGACACACGCUGCCCCCUGCUGGAGGAGCGCUGCACCUGAAAGUUCUGACUUUGUUUCACAACAAAUAAAGUUUCUCUUUUCCUCCAACCAACAAAGGCAGCCAGAAACAUGUAAAUGCACUGAGGGAAGAGAAAAUACAAUAAACCGUUUGCACUCGUUUGUAUUCUGUUUUAAGAGAA
Messenger RNA from Oryzias melastigma (Indian medaka), 2913 nucleotides. RefSeq names its product sphingomyelin phosphodiesterase 4 (gene smpd4). Bases 195 to 2660 code for a protein of 821 amino acids. NCBI's taxonomy places the organism in Eukaryota, Metazoa, Chordata, Actinopteri, Beloniformes, Adrianichthyidae. Gene Ontology annotation, molecular function: sphingomyelin phosphodiesterase D activity. The record is from RefSeq and is a predicted model, not a curated record. Gene Ontology annotation, biological process: sphingomyelin catabolic process; ceramide biosynthetic process; glycerophospholipid catabolic process. The transcript is spliced from 20 exons.